AUCACAUGAGCAACCUUAGAGCUUCGCGCGGAAUGGCCAUAUGGUGAGUAGAAGCGGCAGCUUGAGGCCAUGCUGGAGUACCGCUUGUAUGAUCUCCUCGAAGUUAACCCAAAGGCUUCGCAAGAGGAGAUCAAAAGAGCUUACAGGCGUUUGGCCUUGAAGCUGCAUCCAGAUAGAGGAGGCGAUGCCAAGGCAUUCCAGGAGUUGAGCAACGCAUACGAGGUGCUUUCAAAUCCGGAGCGGCGAGCUCUUUAUGAUCGCAUGGGUGAUGAGGGCAUGGGGGAAGCAGUUUCUCCGCAACCACGAAGCCCCACACAUGAUAUCUUCGACAUCCUGGGCGAUCAGGGUGCAGGCCCCUUUGCUGAUUUGUUCGGAUUUGGCACCAAUCGGCCAACCCAGGUUGAAAUGUCCGUCACUUUGGAGGAGGCGUACCUGGGAACUUCUCGCCAAAUCCGGGCGCGAAGGAGCUUAGUUUGCAGAAGCUGCCAUGGCCAAGGUGGAUCACUACUUUGCUUGAAUUGCGAGGGCUCAGGCUUCAGCAUUCAUCGGCGGAUGGGACCUAGCUUCUUGCAGCAGGUGCGAGUUCCAUGCCGAGGGUGUCGAGGUCUUGGCUUUAUUGGGCAACCCUGUAGUCAAUGUCGUGGCAGUGGCUUGCAGCAGGAGCAGCAGGUUCUCUCUGCCAUGCUUCCGCCCGGUGUGCACGACGGGCACUUGGUUGCUUGCUACACGUUGGAUGGGAGGAGUUGCGAUGACGUGAUGUUCCUUGUCAGGGUCCAGCAGCAUCCUCGAUUCAAGCGGUCUGGAGAUGACCUGCAUAUUGCGGUGGAAUUGGGCCUGGCCGAUGCUUUGCUCGGCAAACCGGUGAGGCUGCGACACCUCGAUGGCCGAGAGCUGAAGCUGAGACCCAAGGGGCUGAAGCCCGGGAUCCAUGUCGUGCAGGGCGAAGGUAUGCCGAAGGUGGACUCGAAUGAGCGAGGGGAUCUACAUCUUCGCUUAGAGGUGCGUGCAAUGUCUCAAGAAGACUGUGGAGAGGAGCCCGGUUGUGAGGUGCAUUAGAUAUAAGGGAUUAACCUGUAUUGAGCAUGGUGCUAUAGUCUUUCGCAUGUUGGCAUUGAGCAGAAAGGUGUUUCACCAUUCUGCUGCUUGAUUUCGCACUAUCUCGAGGAUAUUGUUGCUUAUUGUGCAUGCAUCAAGUGGAUCAUUUGAGGAUAGGAUAUGCUCAUAUGAGAGAUCAUUUUGAUGUAUUUCAAUUUGUGAGCAAAGGCUGAAAGAGCCACCCAGCAAACAUCAGUGAUCACAACCAUUCGUUAUUCAGUCUCAGCGAACUCGUAGCACUGCCACGGUUUGAAUGGGCAAGGGUGCAGCAGGUCCACAAAACAAACAAGCUUUGAUCCAAACAUAUCCAAACCUCCUUGCUUUGGGUCACCCUUUGGAAGUUGGAUGAAGUUGGCCUGAGACACACAUGAUGCACGCUCUACGACAUGUUUCAGGUGCUUACUGGUGUUGCUUGCUCACAAGAAAUACUUACAUUGGUCGUGCCCUUCACGACUUUGUUUGAACAUGUGGAUCUCAGCUGUCGUACACGGAUCUCAGGUGGCUUUUCCAAACGAGCUAGACAUCGGGACCAUGAAGGAGCUGAUUGCUGCUCUACAAAGACGUUUGGACACAGCCGAGGCAGAGGCCAAGUCACGUUUGUAGCUUCUGAGAGAUCGGUUCGGGGCGUGUGCCGCGGUUCGAAUGGGCCGUUGUACAUAGGGCAAACGCUCACCCGUUGGCGCGCUUGGCACCCGUUGGCCGCAAGUGGUUGGACCAUCACACGUGUGCUUUUUGCAACGCGUGUUGACUUCCAUGCGUUUGAUCGGGAGUGGCCAGUCGCCAA
Durusdinium trenchii is the source of this 1879-nucleotide messenger RNA. The record is from the annotation of a GenBank genome assembly. Lineage: Eukaryota; Dinophyceae; Suessiales; Symbiodiniaceae.